CCAAAAAAAAAAAAAAAAAAAGAAAAAAAAAAAAAAAAAACUUUACUCUUUCUCUUUCUUUCCUCCUUUCCUCCACCACUGAAACCGCAUUUAUGUCACACUCUUUUCCUAACCUUCUUCUAAUUUUCCUCUGCUGCUCUGCUCUGCAUUUCGUUUUCGCUUUUUAAGGCCGACCACCUAUAUUCUCUCUCUCUGGUCUUCUUUGGUCUUUUCGGCGAUCUCCGCACUGUUUCCUUGAUUUCAGAUUUUGAGUUCACCUGCUCAUGGGCUGUGGGCAAGUUUUGGCAUGAGUUUUUGGUUUGAAAGCUCUUUCCUUUUUCAAUCGACUCACAACUUUUAAAAGAGAAUGGACUUGAAGCUGAAGGGUGGUUGUGAUUCUUUUGUUAGUUGUUCAUGGUUUUGGUGAAGCAAGCGGGUAAUUGGCCUGUCUUGGCUUGUGGCUGGCGCUUAUUUGGAUCUCCAUGCUUGGUUUUUGGAUAAGUAGAGGCGGCCGUACUUGAGAAAUUGAUCUUGGUUGGUGGGUGUUUAAAUUUCUAAUUUUUAGGUGAACUCAGACAGACGGAAGAAGCUUGAUCUCUUGGUUUGUUGAAAAAAAAAAAAAAAAGUUUCUGUUAUUGUAUGUAUCUGGUGGAAUUGGGAAUCUGGGAUAGAUAGAUGGAGGCUCAAUUUGGAGGCAAGGCUCACCAUCUUUGUGCCCCAGUGCCAGUGGUGUCGGAUUUGAAGGCCAUUGGGAAGAAGAGUUUGGAAUGGGAUUUGAAUGAUUGGAGUUGGGAUGGCGAUCUUUUUAGAGCUAGUCCUUUGAAUUCUAUUCCAUCAGACUGUAGGAGUAGGCAGUUGUUCCCUGUUGGGCCGGAAACUCCAGCAGCAGCCCCAGCUUGUGCUGGUUUGCCCAAUAGUUCUUCUUUUUCUGGUCCGGAAACAGACGAUAUUGAGCCGGGAAUUGAGAAAGGAAAACGGGAAUUGGAGAAGCGGAGGAGGCCUGCGUUUGUUGAUGAUGCAGAAUUGAGUCUUGAAGAUGGUUCCCUCAACUUAAAGCUUGGUGGGGAAGCUUACCCCAUAUUGGAAGGAGAGCUAAAGAGUGGCAAGAAGACAAAGAUAGUUGGGACUGCUUCAAACCGUUCUGUCUGUCAGGUGGAGGAUUGUAGGGCUGAUCUCAGCAAUGCGAAGGAUUAUCACCGGAGGCACAAGGUCUGUGAUAUGCAUUCUAAAGCCAGUAAAGCACUGGUGGGAAAUGUUAUGCAGCGAUUUUGUCAACAGUGUAGCAGGUUUCAUGUUCUCAAAGAGUUUGAUGAGGGGAAAAGGAGUUGUCGUCGGCGUUUGGCUGGCCACAAUAGGAGGAGGAGAAAAACACUUCCUGAAACUGUUGUUAAUGGAAGCUCCUUGAAUGAUGAAAGGGGUAGCAGUUACCUAUUGAUAAGCUUGUUGCGGAUACUCUCCAAUAUGCACACAAACAGCUCUGAUCAAACAAAAGAUCAAGAUCUUCUAUCUCAUCUAUUGAGGAGUCUGGCCAAUUUUACUGGUACAGUUGAUGGAAGGAAUAUAUCUGCAUUGCUGCAGGGAUCGCAAGGUUUACUGAAUGCCGAGAAAUCAGUUGACACUUCUCAAAAGAGGGUAGAUAUGAUCUCAAAUGGCCCUGAGCCUAGUAGGCCUUCUGCUUCAGGCUCUAAGGUAGAUAAUUCUGUUAAUUUGGAGGACCAUCUGAGGUCUAUGAGACAAUGCCAAACAGUACCUGCAUCAGAUAUGGCACAGAGGAGAACCCCUUGUGAUGAUAAUGACGGUGGAAAUGUAAAAUCCAUUAUAGGUCCAGGGUCCACAUAUCCAUCAUACUUGAGGGAGGGAUUACCUACCCAAUCCAUCAUACCCGAGACAACUAAUGGGAGGAUGAAUUUCAAUAACAUUGACUUGAAUAGUGUAUAUGAUGAUUCACAGGAUUGUAUUGAGAACCUUGGGAAUUCUCACUUACCCUUAAAUUCAGGGACUAUGCCUCUUAAUAAACCUCUAUGGAUACAACAUGGCUCAAACAAGUCAAGUCCACCUCAUCCAAGUGGGAAUUCAGACUCUAUUUCUACUCAGUCACCAUCUAGUUCCAGUGGAGAGGCCCAGAGUCGCACUGACCGAAUUGUUUUUAAACUCUUUGGAAAGGACCCAAAUGAUCUUCCUUUUAUUUUGCGAAAACAGAUCCUAGACUGGUUAUCCCAUAGUCCUACUGAUAUUGAGAGCUAUAUAAGGCCAGGCUGUAUCAUUUUAACAAUAUACCUCCAUCUAGAAAAAUCUGCGUGGGAGGAGUUAUGUUGCAAUCUGGGAUCCAGUUUGAAAAGGCUAUUAGAAGCAUCAAAUGAUCCCUUCUGGAGAACAGGAUGGGCAUAUGCUAGGUUGCAGCAUUUUGUGGCAUUUAUGUAUAAUGGUCAUGUUGUCUUAGACACACCCUUACCUCUGAAAAGCCAUAAAAACUGUAGGGUAUCAAGCAUUAAACCAAUUGCAGUUUCAACAUCCAAGAGAGCUCAGUUUAUAGUGAAAGGCUUUAACUUGUCUCGUUCCACCACAAGGUUGCUAUGUGCACUGGAAGGGAAGUAUCUGGUGCAGGGAUCUUGUCAUGAGUUGAUGGAUAGUACUGAUACAGCCAAUGAGUGUGAUGAGAUCGACUGCCUCAGGUUUUCCUGUAAUGUACCAAGUAUUAUUGGCCGAGGAUUUAUUGAGGUUGAAAAUCAUGGUCUUAGCAGCAGCUUCUUUCCAUUUAUAGUCGCAGAGCAAGAAGUAUGUUCUGAGAUCUGUAUGCUGGAAGGUGAAAUAGAUGACACAGAGACUACUGAUGAUGUCCGAAGAGAACCUGGUAACAUGGAAGCCAAGAAACAAGCCCUGGACUUUAUACAUGAAAUGGGUUGGUUGCUCCAUAGAAGUCGUGCCAAGUUAAGACUAGGUCACAUGGAUCCCAACCUGGAUCUAUUCCCAUUCAGACGGUUCAGGUGGCUCAUGGAAUUCUCCAUGGAACAUGAUUGGUGUUCUGUGGUGAAGAAACUCUUGGGCAUCCUGUUUGAGGGUACUGUUGAUGCUGGAGAGCAUCCUUCCAUUGAGGUUGCUGUAUUAGAUUUGGGACUUCUCCAUAAAGCUGUGCAGAGAAAUUGCAGACCCAUGGUGGAACUCUUGUUGAAAUUUGUCCCAGAUAAAGUUUUAGAUAACAUGGGACCCAAGGAGAGUGAACGGGUUGAGAGGGGCUUCAAGAGCUUCCUAUUUAAACCUAAUGUUGUUGGGCCCAUGGGGUUGACUCCUCUUCAUGAUGCAGCCAGCAGGGAUGGCUGUGAGGAUGUAUUGGAUGCUUUAACAAAUGAUCCUGGAAAGGUGGGAAUUGAAGCAUGGAAAAAUGCUAAGGAUAAUACAGGAUUGACACCAAAUGAUUAUGCGUGCUUACGGGGUUACUACUCCUACAUUCAUCUUGUCCAGAAGAAAAUCAGCGGGAGAUCAGAAAGUGGGCAUGUGGCAGUUGAUAUCCCUGGCACCAUCUUAGAUUGCAACAGCAAGCAGAAGCAGCUGGAUGGGCAUAGGUUGUCUAAAGUAGCGAGCUUGGAGACAGAGAGGUUUGACAUGAAAGCCACAAUAAAGGAGAAGUGCAGGGUUUGUGAAAGGAAGCUAGUGUAUGGAAGCAGGAGGUCGCUAGUAUACAGGCCAGCAAUGCUGUCAAUGGUGGCUAUUGCUGCUUUGUGUGUGUGCGUGGCUUUGCUCUUCAAAAGCUCACCAGAAGUUGUUUACGUGUUCCAGCCCUUCAGAUGGGAACGAUUGAAGUAUGGGUCUAGUUAAAGGCAGCAGUACACACCUUUUAAAAGGGAAGAAAAGAAAGAAAAAGAAAAGGAAAUAGUUGAGAGGUAGAGAAAGUUAUAAUAAUGUGUUGUAAUUUUCAUUUUCUAUGUUUUUCCCCUCGAAAGAAAAAAUGGGUUGGUUGUUUAUGGGAUUGGGAUUGGGAUAGAGGGUUUUGAGAAUUUGAAGGGGGAAACAAUGUAUGCAGUAAUGAUAGUUGAUAUUUUUAUCAAGUAUAUAAGGAAAUUUUUAACUGCAA
Ziziphus jujuba (common jujube) is the source of this 4048-nucleotide messenger RNA. RefSeq names its product squamosa promoter-binding-like protein 12. The record is from RefSeq and is a predicted model, not a curated record. Gene Ontology annotation, cellular component: nucleus. Lineage: Eukaryota; Viridiplantae; Streptophyta; Magnoliopsida; Rosales; Rhamnaceae. The coding region runs from base 655 to 3792 and encodes 1045 amino acids. The transcript is spliced from 10 exons. Gene Ontology annotation, molecular function: DNA binding.